Messenger RNA from Closterium sp. NIES-65, 450 nucleotides. The record is from the annotation of a GenBank genome assembly. Lineage: Eukaryota; Viridiplantae; Streptophyta; Zygnematophyceae; Desmidiales; Closteriaceae.
AUGCCAAAUGUGUCGAUCCCAGGCAUGCCAAAUGUGUCAAUCCCAGGCAUGCCAAAUGUGUCAAUCCCAGGCAUGCCAAAUGUGUCGAUCCCAGGCAUCCCCUCGUUCAAUGGCACUUCUGGCGGCGUCACUGUCAACCCUGACGGGAGUGUGACCAUUGGUUCCACCACGGUCUAUCCUAACGGCACGUAUGUCACCAGCGACGGCCAAGUAGUCAACCCACCCACAAACCCCGACGGUUCUGUAACGGUCGGCGGCAUGAACUUCUUUCCGAAUGGGACAAUUAUUGGCUCUGAUGGGAAACCCGUUAACCCUGGCGGGUCGAUUCCAGGCCUCAUGCCAAAUGCCCCUCCCCCUCCUCCGCCCAAGCCUGCUGGUUUCAUUGCAACACCUGCCCGCCUGGUGACUGGGUUCAUCUCACUGCUCGCCACUAUGCUCUUCUUUGCAUAA